Molecule: messenger RNA, 3693 nt
Organism: Morchella importuna
Lineage: Eukaryota; Fungi; Ascomycota; Pezizomycetes; Pezizales; Morchellaceae
Exons: 3
Coding region: 1-3693 (1230 amino acids)
Biological process (GO): protein localization to ciliary inversin compartment
Cellular component (GO): ciliary inversin compartment
Molecular function (GO): protein binding
Source: RefSeq, a predicted model, not a curated record
AUGUCCUUGCUUUCAGGCAUAUUGGUGGACUCCUGCGUUGGUCCCUCGACAACUUUUUGGAUGUACCUAGCCUGCAAGGCUGUCAGCACAAUUCAUGGAGCAUGGCUCUGCUUCCUCUACAUGGACCACUACGAUGCGGCCGAAAAGAUUUCACGUGAAGACAGUAACACCAAUAUUAAAAGCAUCAAGAAAACUGUAUACGAUUCCAUCCCAGCAACCGCGUUCUCCAAGUACCGAGAAUCCAUAGUCAUCACUCUCUCUUCAAUUGUUACUAUCGAGGUCACCCUAUCAGGCUUCGAUCUCCCAGCGGCCAAUGAUAUAAGUAGUUGGGGCCAGACUGGGCAGAUUCUUGUUGCGCUUGUGGCAUCUUCCUGCUUCACAUAUGGAUUCUACUCCAUGUGGAAAAAUAAGAACGUUGAGAGACGGCGAAAAGCCAUCCAUCAAUGCAGCGUAGGCUCGCAAAGACCAGAUCUGCCCGUCCGCCCGCCGUGCGAUGAUUGGUUUACCUGGGUUAAAAGCCUCCACUUAAUUGUCCGGGACCACCAUCCAUUCCAUUUUUCGCAAUUACGAACCACCGAUCAUUGCCGGAUGGAGAGUAGAGGAUGGGAGGAGAUUAUCUAUAAAUACCUAAGAUGGGAAGACGAAACUCCCGAUCAGCUUCGUCUUAUGCUGCUUGAUGGCGCAAAGCUCGGUGACUGGAAUAACGUCAAAGAUCUGAUAGCAGACGGCGUGGAUGUCAACGUGGUCGGUAGUGAUGGAAAAACCCCUCUACUCAUAGCCGUGGAGGGCGGUGGCGCCGGUCACCUGCGUGUCGUCAAGCUCCUGCUACAGCACGGUACUGUGGAUGUCAACGUGGUUGAUAGUGAUAAAAACACUCCUCUACUCAUAGCCGUGGAGAAGAAUAACCUGUCCCUCGUCGAGCUCUUGUUAGAGCACAAGGCUCAGAUAAUAAUACGCCUUCUAAUGGAAACCAGCGACAUCAACAUUCAGAACAAGAAUGGCGAAACUGCACUUCAUCUUGCUGCCAAGGGACUUUAUAAUGAUAAAAAGGGUAUUGUGGCGGCGGCGUGUAUGCUUUUAGCACUGAAGGCUAGCGAAGCAGCGGUUUCUACACCGAAUCGCUGGGGGCGAACCGCAUUGUAUGAUAUUAUCUCGGUGGUUGGGAUCGGAAAUGAGUGCGAGGAUCUAGUAAAGCUUUUGUUGGAGAAAACCACAAACCUUAAAACACGUGACAUGCAUGAUAACACUAUCCUGCACCAUAUUGUUGAAUCUAUAGUCGAAUCGGCGAGGUAUAUGGGCAAUCCGGUGCUCGAAAAUACAACCGUCGAGAUGUUGAAACUUGUAUUGGAGAAGGACAGUGACAUUGCAGACAUACAGAACAAAGAGGGGAUGAUUGCUCUGCAUCGUGCUGUGAAAGGGACGUUGUACAACGCGCUAAGCGUGCAGGAGGGUCUUGACAAAAAUUUUCUUGCUGUCUUCGACCUCUUAAUACAGAAGACCACUAAGACUGCUAUGUCACUAAAAGAUAAGUGGGAAAAUACUGCACUACAUUAUUACCUUUCGAAUCCGAAUACAUGGUCGAAGGGGUGGCUAGGAAUAACACGGGCUCUCUUGGAAAAGACCAACGAUAUGUCAAUACAGAACGAAGAGGGGAGGACUGCACUGCAUUGUGCUGUGGAAGUGAUAUCAAGGCUGGGGCAGGUGGUGGGGGGCGAAGAUUAUGGUAAUGGAUGGAUCGAUAUUAUCCGCGUGUUCGAGAUCUUAUCCGAGAAAGUCACCCAAGCUGAGAUGUCACUAAAAGAUAAGUGGGAAAAUACUGCACUACAUUAUUACCUUUUCUGUCUGGGUACAUGGUCGAAGGAGUGGCUAGGAAUAACACGGGCUCUCUUGGAAAAGACCAACGAUAUGUCAAUACAGAACAAAGAGGGGAGGAGUACUGUGCUGCAUUGUGCUAUUGACACCUUAGCUUCUGAUAUAGGGGAGCCCGUCGAUGAGACGUUGAAUGCGUUUCUCGGGGCGCUCCGGCUUCUGCUGGAGAAAAUAAACCCAACCGUGAUUUCGAUCCAAGAUCAUCUAGGGAACACCCCACUACACCAUGCGAUUUUAAAACUCGGAGUUCAGGACAUACACAGGUGCCUAUGCGUGGUACCCUUGUUGUUGGAGAAGACCAUCGAACUUGGAACACAAAACAAGGAUGGAAGGACAGCAUUAUCUUGUGCUAUUAAUGCUGUGGCAAAUAUGGAAGGUGAUGAAGUCAAGUACUACGGUCUUGAGUUAAUCAAGGUUUUGUUAGAUACCUGCGACUAUUCAGUAAAGGAUAACGAUAGCCGAGCUCUACUAGAUCUCGCGCUGGCGAAUCGUAACUGUUCCCCCGGCAUGCUAAGGUAUUUGUUGGAGAGAACAAGCGAUCCUACGCUCGUAGAUGUCACCGACUUUUCAGCAAAUAAUAGCGAUGGUCGAACCGUACUUCACCUUGCCAUGGCGAAUCGUAACUGUUCCCCCGGCGUGCUAAAGCAUUUGUUGGAGAGAACAAGCGAUCUUACAUUCGUGGAUGCGUCUGGAAACACCCUCCUCCAUCAGUAUCUUUCUAAAGAUGCAAAUUGCGACGAAGAGGUGGUAAAGACUUUGGUAUAUGUCACCGACUUUUCAGAAAAUAAUAGCGAUGGCCGAACCGUACUUCACCUUGCCAUGGUGAAUCGAAACUGCCCGGACAAUGUGCUAAAGCUUUUGUUGCGGAACUCGAGAAGUAGCGAUCUUACGCUCGUGGAUGCGUCUGGAAACACUCUCUUACACCUUUAUCUUUCUAUAGAUGCAAAUUGCGACGAAGAGGUAGUAAGGACUUUGUUAGAAGCGAUUGAUGUCUCGACGGAAAAUAGCCAAGGCUUAACGUUACUAGAUGUUGUGGUCCGUCGUGCGAAUCUCGAUGAUAAGACUCUAAAGGUUCUCCUGAAGAAAUUUGAAUUAGUCGGUUACUUUAGGAUACCAGAUGGCAAUAAGAUUAAGGCUGUGCUGCACGUUACGGCCAGGAAACGAGAUUUAAAAUUACCUAUGCCACCGAUGCUUUAUAAAGCUGUCGAACUUGGAACCUCGGGAGUCCUGUGCCAAUCACCUAAAGAGAUUGAUAGAUACAACCACGAUGAAGCACCGGUGCUAUCACCAGACGAUAGUACUUGCAUUAGCAAGUGCCCGCGGGAGCUUAAAUUCAAUUGUGGUGAUCAGAAAUGUUUGACAAAGUCAGGAGUAUCUUCGUUUAGCACGCAGGUACAAAUCCCUACGUUUUCUGACAAGCCCGAUCAAUCCAUCUUUCCUUAUAUCUCCGCUGAAAGCUUCGAAACGUCGAUGAGGGCCCUGCUUGCUGGAACAAGGCUUGAAGACACACCAUUCACGGCGGCAAGUCAUCUAUAUCUAGAACUGGAUAAAAUAAUUAACCUACUACACUGUUGUGAUUGUUGCCUCGAAGUUCAAGAGGAAUGCGGUCAACCAUUACUUCAUACUUUCCCACUCAGUCCACAGACGAAUGCCAAGGAAAGAAAUUUGACAGGGCCUGAUGGCAUCCAAACAUGCACCAACACGCACCAGAGGAGGGCGAGAGCAAAGGGAAACAAGACAGCUAACGCCUAUUACGAUAAGCAGCCAGAGCUCAAGGAGAAGCACCCCGGCACUGGAGGAGCUCAAGAAGGAGAAAUUGCCUGA